Molecule: messenger RNA, 12683 nt
Organism: Formica exsecta
Lineage: Eukaryota; Metazoa; Arthropoda; Insecta; Hymenoptera; Formicidae
Exons: 19
Coding region: 1044-8375 (2443 amino acids)
Biological process (GO): cell-cell junction organization
Cellular component (GO): plasma membrane; apical junction complex
Source: RefSeq, a predicted model, not a curated record
GUUAGUGAUUCAAAUCGCAUAGCUCGGCGUGUAUUUUAAUUGGAAUUUAUCGAGGUGUUGCGGAAAAAUGGCUAUAAAUACUCUCGAGAUAUCAAUUUAAAAUUACCGCGAUUACAAGGCUAAAAGAUUUACUUUCAAACGCAAUCGAUAUCGCGUGAAAUUGAUCUCCAGCUACGAUCGAACCGAUAGAUGGCUUUACGAGCGCUACCGCGGCUGCGCGCGCAUCGCGUCGCCUGAUUGGUCGUGACCCCUCACGUGUCGUGUGUGCGGGUGGGGAUUGGCCGGCGUGGCCGCCGCGCAUCGUGGACGAAAGUAGCGCGUUUCCUCGCUUGUAGUAUUUACACCGCGCUGGCGUCAAGUCGAAUCGUCGAUCGACGCCGUUUCGAUCCUGUGUGUGCGGCGGAUCAUUUAUCGUCGACGAAACGAAACGAAACGAAUCCGCGGAUUCGCGAAAGAACCGACGAUCUGUCGAUACGACGAGAACAUUUCGCGCCACAUUUCUUCACUCGCUGUACGUAGUUACGUAUGUAUCGUUGCUUCGAUCGUGUACCUGUGGAUCGACAGUUAGUGCGCCAUGUUCGCGCGUCGCGGCACGUCACCGGCUUGACGUUGCUGCGGAACGAUUCGCGACAAAGAGAAGUGGACAAGUGUAUAUAUACAUGGUGAAACGGCGACGUGGUAACGGACGACUGCGCUCGUGACACGAAAAAAGUACGUCGACGACGGGCGAGAAACGCGGAGUAUACGCGGGGCGCCGUCAACACAUCGUGGGAUCGUGGAAUGCACGCUGACAGUUGCCCCCACGUUGGAAUGGAAGAAGGGUUCGACAUCCGGAUCUGGAUGAUGCCGAAAUCACGCCGAAUCUGACGCCGAAUCAGAACGUGUUCUCUCCCCGGCCGGAAAGAAACGGCGCGGCUUCCGGUGCUGCAUUCGUAGUGGAGGGAUAUGAAGGAGAGGCGGAAAGGGGGUUUACAGUUCGUCGGAGCUGCUAACGAUCGUUGGUGCCGAUCGUGGACGAGGCGAGGAAUCGUCAUCAUCGUGCGAUGAUGAGCGGGAGCGACUCGAGCGCGACCGCGACGCUGACGCCGACGCUGACGCCGACGUCGACAUCGACGCCGACACCGACGAGCGUCGCCGUCAUCUCCGCGGCCUCUUCCGCCGCGGAUGAGGAGGAGGAGGACUCGGCAGCCUUGACCGUGGAUUGUGCCGAUAUGGACCUGGUGAAUGGACCGAACCCCUGGCUUCCGGCCUACGGUUUCCAGCUGCAGCAUCAUUCCCACUUUCAGCCGACACACUUGGAGGAUCUACGGGCUAAUGAUACGGUGCUAGUACAACAAAUAGAUUUUUUAGAGACAAUUGUGGAGGAGACAUCCGACGAUCUUCAAAGCGAUUCUGAUCGCAGCGGAACGACAUAUUGGCUGGGAUCCGAUUCGGAGACCGAGAGCGUCAUUCAUAUCAAGGCGAAGCAGAGAUCCACAGACGAGCGGCUAGACGGUAGCGGCAGCGAGUGCAACUCGGUGGUGCCAAAAAAGAGACGUCGUCGCGAUCAUUAUGGUACUGAUCAUCAUUACCAUCAGCACGUGACAACAUAUGACGAGUAUCCGGCCUCACCGAGAUCAUCCAGGUCCACCGCCUCCUCCAGAUCGAGCUCGCUAUUGCAGUUCGAGUCCUUGGAGAGGACCUGCGCGACCCUGUCACCCUCCAGCUACAGUUUCGACUCUCUGGAAUACUCCAAUCGGUCGAACGCUUCUCAUGCAGAGAACGAUUCGCCUGAUAGCUUGGAACAAGACUACAGCAGAUUGCUACCGAAUGGUUUUCCCAGCACAUUAGCCGACCAUUUUCCGAGGAUCAGGCCCUACCGCAGCUUCGAAAGUCUGGAUACCUGUCAGAAGGACGAAGGUUUUGACCAAGUGUCUAUGUCAAAUGGUUUCACGCCUUUGUACCUGAAGAGGGGUGCUGAUUUGUCAAAUAUUGGGAAGAACAAACAACGUCCAAGCUUUUGCACACACUCGCCUAUUUUCACAUGCGCCGUUAGAAUAGAGGUACACAACUAUUGUAAUCACGCAUUAUUUCCCGAAUUAACAGUUUGCAAGGACUGUCGAGAUUUUUGGCACGAGGACGAGGAAUACAGGGACCACGAUUACGAGGAAGAGGAUGACGAAGACAAUUUCGAAGAAUACGAACGAAACCGGACGAAUACGGAAUCCCGGUUAACGACCGGUUUCGAGGAUCGGUUAUUACUGUACGGUGAGUCCGGCAAGUAUGCGACAUCCUUGGACUACCGGAACACGAUCGAUCUACGAGAGAUCGGCGUGGAAACGAAAAGAGACAGGCUUUUGGAACUCAAGUCCGCGCAAAAGACAGCCCGGUUAAAUAUAGCCGGCUGUGGCGCGGAGCAUCAUCACCAUCACCAUCAUCAUCAUCAUCAUCAUCAACAUCCGCAACAGCAGCAGCAGUACCAGCAGCAGCAGUAUGAUCAACACGAUCACCAUCACCACCGCCACCGCCGCCGGCGCCGCCAACAGCAGCACCAAGGGUGGAGUCACGAGGAGCGUUUUAAUUUUAGAUUCACGGACAAGUCGCAGAGCGCGCCCAGUCUGCUCGACAGUGUCGAAGAGUCAGCACGUAGUGAUUUGAGCAGCACCUCGCCAUUUUGUCUUCGCACCUCGAGGACGACUUCCUACGUAUCGACGUCUUCUCUCUUCGAGAAUUACACGCAGGUGGCUAGCGUACCGGUGGAUUUGAAUCUCUGUGGCGUCACCACUACGUGCGUCGACAGAAUAAACGAUCUCGAAAUGGCGGAGACCGCGUCCGAUGACGAGGCAACGAUGACCCUGAAAAGUUCGCGAGAAAAUGCGAUUCUUCAGGAGAACGAUGAAACGAAAACGAAAGUCGCGCUAAUCAGCUCGGUUAGGACGCAGCCGGCUCAGAAUUCAUUCAUGGACGGCAGUAUAAAAAAUCGUAAGAAGAAAAAUGAAGAACGAACGAAGGUCGAAUGCGCGAGCGAUCAUUGCGAAAAGCAGCAAACUCUCAACGACAAACAAAUGAAGACGGUAUCGACGGUGAAGACUCAGGAUCAUACUAACUGUGUGCUGGACACGGCAAUGGUGACGGAGAACGAUCUUGAUGAAGCCAUCAAACAGUUCAAGCGCGAGGUAGAGGAGGCAGCCGCUUCCGAAGUUGCGAACGCCGCCAUUUUGGCGAUGGAAACAAUUGAACGAACGGCAUCUGGUCGAGCUAGGAACCGAAAGGUGAAGAAAAAUGCUAGUUACGAGCUAGCGCAGCAGUUUGAAGUGGACGAAAGAAAUUUCCAGAAAAAGUUUAAGGAUAAUGAUGAAGAUCACAAUAGAUCUCCCAGUUCUCCUGGAAGAAGACGAGUAAUAAAUAACGCCAGCUACGAGCUGGCGCAACAGUGCGAUUACGUCAAGGCGUUGCAGAACUCGAAGGCUGCAUUUCAUCGAAUGGACGCCUGCGAUGAACUGGAAGAAGCUGCAUCAGGACACUCCUCAGAACUAAAAACCGACGUGAUGCGCUCCAAUACAAACAUCAGUAAGGACUCGUCGAAUUCCAGACCGAAGGAGCAGCAAGAUGAUUCGUUCUUUGGUCAGAUAAAAAAAAACUCGGAUCCAUUUUCAGCCUGUGGCGAUGCUAGUGCAUUAAGUCCGCGGGUGUUAGACGAUGAAGUAGAUUAUCCCUGCUUGGAAACCAAACCCAUAGGAGCGUCCUGCUUGGAGAAUAGGGUCGUCCUACGAGAGAAGAUUGAAUUAGAGAAGCCAAUUGCAGAGUUAGAAAGUGUCCUUGGAAAUUCCACGACGAUAUCUUACAUCGACGAAGAAUCUUUUGGUAAGCGCAAAGAGGAGUCUGCGGACGUGAAGAAGAACUUAAUCGAUGAAUUUUAUCCGGAACAAAUGGUACAGUUUUCUCAACAAUAUCUUCGAAAGGAUGAGAGUAAGGAAACGGAUCAAAAACGGUGUAAAGAGAAUUUUGAAAAUGCGUCGUCGAACCAAGAUCCUGAACAGCGUUCUCGUAGUUCUGACUUGAAUGAUCGCGACACCGUCGAAUGUUUAUGGAGAGUCGUGAUCGAAAAGUCAGCGACAGCAAAGAAGGAAGAGGAGGAGGAGGAGAAGAGGGACGAGGUGGAGGUAGCGGAAAAGAAGGAGAAAGAGGAGAAGGGACACAGUGUUCGCAGUGUUGUUGGCUCCGAGUCCCCACCCGCCGUUCCAGGUUCAUUCGGUGAACAUAGUAGUGGGAAGCCCGCGAUGGCUGUGGCAGUAGUUGAUACGAAUCAUCGCGGUAGUGAUCACGACAAACGUCAGAGCGAAGAGCAACGUGCGCUAUAUAUCAACAAGAAAGACGCGGAUAUUGUAAUCGCGAAAAGGCCAUUGUUUAUCGCUCCGCAGAAGGAGAUCGCGAACACCUACGCGGUGUCUUCGACAUCCUCCCUGUCUUCAUCUGCUUCCGCCGUCAUGAAGAACGAGGAGAGAAAGAAGGGCGGCUUAGGCGGCUUUCUGCAGAGAUUUUCCAGGCUGAGGUUUAGCGGCCGAACGAAGGUGCCACGUUCGGAGGUACAGAAAAAGAUUGUCGAGCCGACGACGAGAACGCAGGAGGAGCAACAAUCAACAGCCGCCAAGAAGAAGGAACCUGACUACAUUAUCAUACCAUUGCAUCCGCCCGAAGAAGAGAGAAGACGCCAACUGGAGGUCGUUACUCUCGAAGAGGCCAGUAGGAGGAACAAUGUGGACAUUCAGAGAAGCGUUUCUAAUGUCAGCAGCAACGGGAGGGCGCCAGUAUCCAGCAAGCCACCCCUGCCGCCGCAACCGCCGCGCGUCGCCGCCCUGGGUACGACGACGCGAGCGUCGGCGUCGCGCCGACGCGCCGCCACGGACCUCGGUAACCCGGCGGCGAUCGAGAUGGCGAAGGCCCGUGCGAUGCAGGCCGCCCAGGAGCGUCCGGUCGGCCUGCUCGAGACCGAUCUCGACGAGGCGGUGAUCGACACGAGUUGCACAAAGUACACAGCUGGUUCGACCGCCGCUACCGCCGCCGCCGCUGCUGCCGCCGGCGCCGGUGGUAAGAAGACCCGUAGCCUGCUCGACCUCAACCACACCUCGGCGGCGGCGCCGCGGCCGCGACCCGAGCACGCCCUCCACGUACCCCAGUCGCCCAUCGACAGGAGUCCUCGCGACGACGUCGCGUCUGCCGCAACGUCCGCUAUCCACCAGCGGCCCCACAAGUCCAUGGAGUUCCUCCUCGACAAGGAGAACCUGCACUUUGUCAAGCCGCCGGAGAAUGAGCUGCAGAAAGUGGGCGAGCGCGUGCCAAGCGAGCACGAGCUCAGGGUGCAGCGAUCCUUGCAACGGCUCAAUGUGCCCGAUUGGUACAAGAAUUCACCCGCUGCUCGCGAUGGCUUCCGGUUGAAGAGGCAUUCCGACGCUUCGCAGCACGGAGGAUGGCGCGCCCUUGGCUCCAAGACCACCUCCCUCUCGUCCCUCUCGUCGUCUUCCAAUCGACAGCCGACCACAGGUGCCCUUUUAAGUCCCAGUCCCACGCCUCCCGUAUUCUCGAGAUGGAGUACCAGCUUGCUGAAUAGUGCCGGCAGUUCACCCGCGAAUUCGGCCAGGUCGUCCUUCAAUCAUCGACAGCCCUACUUGGGCUGGCGUUCUCAGGAACGACUGACCAAUCCGCGCACACCGGCGGAACGUCUUGCUCAGGGUAUUCUUCCUCAGUUGCAAGCCGCAAACAAGCGUGGCGUGUCGAAUUUUGAUCGAGAGCGCGGCGAGAAGCUGCGACGAGGACCUCGUCGCGUCGACCUUGGCGCAGGUUUGUCCCUGAAACUUUCGCAAAGCAGGAUCGAUGUUUCGCACGAUGCUUCGCACGACAACUACAUUGUAUGCCACCACGUCACCGGAUGUCGGAUCGAAACGAUCGCGUCUCCGCUUCAUCAAAACCGAUUUUUCUUAGCGAACAUUCCGCCGGAGAAUGAGCUGCAGAAAGUGGGCGAGCGCGUGCCAAGCGAGCACGAGCUCAGGGUGCAGCGAUCCUUGCAACGGCUCAAUGUGCCCGAUUGGUACAAGAAUUCACCCGCUGCUCGCGAUGGCUUCCGGUUGAAGAGGCAUUCCGACGCUUCGCAGCACGGAGGAUGGCGCGCCCUUGGCUCCAAGACCACCUCCCUCUCGUCCCUCUCGUCGUCUUCCAAUCGACAGCCGACCACAGGUGCCCUUUUAAGUCCCAGUCCCACGCCUCCCGUAUUCUCGAGAUGGAGUACCAGCUUGCUGAAUAGUGCCGGCAGUUCACCCGCGAAUUCGGCCAGGUCGUCCUUCAAUCAUCGACAGCCCUACUUGGGCUGGCGUUCUCAGGAACGACUGACCAAUCCGCGCACACCGGCGGAACGUCUUGCUCAGGGUAUUCUUCCUCAGUUGCAAGCCGCAAACAAGCAACAGCAGCAGCAGCAGACAACGAAUCAGCAGUUGGAAGUACGAAACUCGAUAAAGGAGGUGACCUCGGCCAUCGUGCACUAUGUGCAGAGCGGUCAGGAGGUCGGAGGUGGCGGUGGCGGCAGACUCUCGCCGCGACCUCGACCUGAAGAUUGGGACGACAGGGGCGGAGCGAGGUCUACCAGCCCCAGAGGGAGCGUGAAGCUGUGCUGGAUGGAGAGCUCGUUUGUCGGCACGCGGCCCGUGGACUCGCCGGAGACGCCUAUGAGCCUGGCGACCGACCAGGAGGCGGGUGACUGCUGCAACGCGGCCGGCACCGAGUCCUGCAGCUGCCAGGACUCGGCCGCUUCCGGCCUCUACCUGGACCUGACGCCCAGCCGGGACGACUUGCGUCACCAUCAGACGUCCUCGGCCGGCCCGUCGCCCACAUCCUCCUCUCACUAUCAUCAUCAUCACCAUCAUCAUCAACGUCAUCAGCAUCGCCAGCAACAGCAGCAGCAGCAGCGUCAUCACCGCGGAUCGGGCCAGAGCGAUACGGACGAGGCGAUGGCGACGGCAGCUCUUCUGCGGAACAAACCGAGCCCGGGCUCCACAACCCUGGAGGACGUACUCGACUCCCUCCUGGGACUGCCACCCGCGUCGCGUACUCCGAGUCCUGGUCCGGGAGGACCCGUCGUGACCGCCACGUCCGCCAUCCGUCAUCGCCAUACGAACGCCGCCGUCGGCCAGGCGAAAGCCGGGAAGAGCUGCAGCGACCUACGCCAAGACCUCCAAGAGUCCGCUAGGAGCGUGAUGGACGUUCAUCAGGUGGCCGCCGAGGAUCAACGCAACUUCUACUCCGGCGAGCUGUUGAGACGGAAGAGCUCCCCUCCUCUUUUUGCUGAUAAGAGAUCGGGCCAGAGCGAUACGGACGAGGCGAUGGCGACGGCAGCUCUUCUGCGGAACAAACCGAGCCCGGGCUCCACAACCCUGGAGGACGUACUCGACUCCCUCCUGGGACUGCCACCCGCGUCGCGUACUCCGAGUCCUGGUCCGGGAGGACCCGUCGUGACCGCCACGUCCGCCAUCCGUCAUCGCCAUACGAACGCCGCCGUCGGCCAGGCGAAAGCCGGGAAGAGCUGCAGCGACCUACGCCAAGACCUCCAAGGUAGGAGGACUAUAAAGCGUAAAAAAGAGUACAGACUUUUUGUGCUUCUGUGCACAUUGAUGGCACGUGCACAGCUCGAUGUCAAGCUCGAUGGGCAUCGAUCAACACAAUCGGCCGAGCGCUUCGUCGGCAACGGCUUCGCCGACCUUGGCGAGCCCACCUACGUGCGAUGGUCGGAUUUACUGCCCGGCGAGAUGGGCGCCGAGCUAUACGCCGAACUGAUGCGCCUCUGCAAGACGUACAAUCCAGAGGCUCGACUGGUGCUUUACGUAGCGGUGUGCGUAGUCAGCGAGGUGCCAACCAGCGGUGCUGUUAGGUGGGAACGACAAUUGGUAUCCCGAUGCGCGAAGAUCAGACUCGAUGGAGCGACGAAGCACGUUUCCUCGUCUUCGGCAUCACCGCAGGCCAGAAGACAGCAGAUGCCCGCGUCGCCCUGUAAUAUCACUCGGGAGAUGGACUCGCCGGAAACCCUGGUGCUGACAUCGUUACCCGGAAACAAUGGUCAGAACACACCGCGGAGGGCCCGCGAAAUCAGUUUCAACAACAUCCAGCGGCAGCUCAGGCUCAGAGGAGUUUCUUUAAGAAGACACUUUCCCCAGGUCUACCGGAAGCUCUGUUCCUACGUGGAUGGCUCGGUGGAUAAGUUUGCGCCGGUGACCAUCUAUCCCAGGGAUCAGGCGUCCGGUAAGAGCUUUAUGUGCAUCAUCAUGCUGGACGCGGAGCCUGAACGUUUACAACUGUUGCCCACGGACUCGUCCAGGGUCAGGACGGUGGACAUUAGCGUGGAACAAGAGUGAAGAUCAUAUCCGUAUUGAAGAACGGGAUUUAAAAAUACUCGAGAACAAGAUACGCACCGCUCAGAAUUUUCCUCAGGUUCUCAGAUGGGAGUCGGAAACGUUGCCAUCUCUUAUUCAAGAUGAAAACGACUAAUGUUAACCAGCGGUACAAGAAUGAAGAUCACAUCUGGAUGAAGGAAGAAUCGAAAAUGUUUGAAAUAUCAAGAGACGUUGCUCUCUCAGGAUUUUCCUCAGGUUUACGGGGAGGGGAUUAAAGAAGAGGUGUCGCCAUUGCUGUCGACGGACUUCUUUAGAUUGACGAUGACUUUAGUAAGGCAAAUUCAGAUGAUACGAAAAUCUGAAAGAUAUCUUAAUUUAAUCGGACAUCUUUCAGAUGUUUAUAUUAUUUGGGAAGAUUGUAUCUAGAUAGAAGCACAGAUGAAAAUGUUAACAAAAGUCUCAAAUGAAUCUAAUAAAGCUCGACAUUUGAUGUCAGUUUGCACAGAUUCGCAUACACAUACAUAUAUACACAAAGACUGUUUCUAUCUUUUCUUCUAAAGAAAAAAAAAAGAUCGAACGCGAAGAAUAUGAAACGUUGCUUUGUUCAUAUUCACCUUCUUUUGCGACACUCUAUAUAUCUCGCGAUCGUAUUAAGGCAACCCUCUGUCGUUGCAAAAGUCCUCGAUUUGGCCGUUGCUGUGUGAGAUGUUUAUCAAUCGUUUGCCGAGGGUGAGUCUUAUUGCAAGAUCAACUGUUAUCGACCGUUUAAUCCUUUCUCAACUCAUGAAACACAUGAUUAAUUCUCUUCAAGAAUCAGAAUAAUAAAAUAUUCUUAUAUUUUAAUUCUCAUUAUAUUUACAUAAUUUGUGUAUAUCAUACAAUUCGAUAAAGCAAUAAUAAUGCACAUUUAUUAUGCGAAUUUUAUUUUUGGUAAUCGCUGAUAAAGAAUUAUCAAUCUAAUUUAUUACAAUAAUGAUACAAUAAUUCUAAUUAAUAUUACUUUUCUCUAGCGAUUUUUUUUAAUAAGGGGUUUGAAAGGAUAGGCGAUGAUUUCAAGUUCUCGGCGAAUGUAACGGAAAGUAAUAUUUAGAGUACGUUGUUGUGUCUUUGUUCAACUUUGCAUUGUUUAAAUUUUAUCGUAUAUAUAUAUAUAUAUUAAUAUAUAACAUAUAUGUGAAAAGAGACGAAGGAUACAAUUUUUUCUCAGCGGAUAUACGAUAAUCGAAUAAAUCAAAUUAUGAAAUUUCGCUUAGAUCCCACGUGCUAUCGAAAACCGAUUAUAAUUGUGUAAUAUAAAAAUUUAAAAAAAAAUUUCGAGAAAUAUAUCAAAAUUUUUAACAUUUGUUUGCAAAUAUCAAUUUACUAAGAGAGAAUACUUGCCUUACUUUUCGUCAUGGCAUAUAUAAAUCUCGCAUCUUGUUAUUAAUCGGAUGAAUUUAAUAAUAUAAAUAUAUAUAAUCGUGAAAUUCUUUUCAUAUCUGUAAUUCUUCAAAUGCAUGGAAAAAAGAGACGAAUAUAUCUCGCGCAUAAGGUUUUGUCGCAAGUAUAUCAUUCACCUCUAUGACAUUGUGCCAAAUGAGAAAAACGAGAUUAAUCGCGUAUAUUACAGAGAAUAAAUUUUCGAAAUAUUGUCGAAAGGGACAUCGACGCCUUUGGAUAUGAUCUCAAUUUAUAUCAAAAGAGAGAAAGAAAGAGAGAACGUGCAUAAUUUCGGCUGAAAGGUUUUUCCAUGGAUCAACGAAUCCCCAAUUUAUUAAUAGUAAGCAUAGCUUAAGUCGAGUUGCAUAACGAAAUGACAUUACAAAAAAGGCUGAUCCAUUUCUAAUAGAAAAGAAGAGCGAUUGAUAAUGGUGCCAAUGAUAACGUCUCGAGACUCGCAACACAUCAUCACUUUACACUGAUAUACAAAUAAAAGCAUAAAAAGGAACUUGCAAUCUGAAAGUUUCCAUCAAGAAUGUCGUAGCGUCAUCGAGCGACGAUUAAUCAAGCAAUCGAUGCUUUUGUAAUUUUAAUUGAAUAGAUAUUGUAAUUAAUGGAAGCAUUGUACGAGAAACAGAGAAUAUUUGCGAUUUCUUACGUUAGUUGAUAGAGUCGAUAUCAGUUGAUAGAGUCGAUAUCCGUUUCUAUCGUUAACACAAUGCAAUUUUUAAGAACGAGACGGAAAAUGAAUCAAAUCAAAGAGGAAGCAUCCCAGUGCCAAUAAUAAAAUGCCACGAAUAUUUCUACACUCAACGAGAAAUAUACCGGUUCUCGAUUUGCUGUCGAGCAUUCAGAAUUAAACCUUACGACGAGAUCCAUAUUUCGUAUGCACACGAUCACGAUGGUCCUCAUUACGAUUAUUGAUUUCGAUUAAUCGCAUUCCUUUGUAUGUAUAGCGAGAGUAUAAAAUUAUUAUUAUCUCAAUGCGUUCACUCGAUCAUUCGCUCAUCCGUUACAUUAUCAAGCUUGCGACCAAUGUUGAUCCUUCAUUUACGUUUGUACAUAGCGCUAUUAAGGGAAUAUAUAUAUUUAGAAAAUGAAUUAGAGGUAAAAAGAGAGCAAUUUUACUAGCACGAGGAGGAGAGAUUUAAAGGAUGGAUCAAAAUUCGCGAGUAGGUGGCUUAUUCGGAGAUCAGUCCUCGUUAUAUCCUCGAUAGUUCCUUUUUCCUAUCUCUAUUACGAGGACGAUCACUGCGAUUUCAUUAUACAGGUUGUAUGAUAAAGAGUAUAUAUUGAUUUCGGCGCUUUACGAUACACCUUGUAUAAAUAUAUUUAUAUAUCCACACAUUUCCGCUUUAUAAAAGUAUAUAACGAAAAGUGAGGGAACGUCGGUCGGAGAAGAAAACUCAAUUCCUGUUAUAUUAAAUGUAUAUACAGUGUGUUUGUAGAAGAAUCUACAUCUAUUUCUAGAACGUUUAUUAUAUAAAGAAAGAAGAAUAUAAAUGCUAUGCGCAUCAUAAAUUUUUAGUCAUGAUAUAGAGCUUGCAAAUUGACAGAAAUAUGCCCAGAAUAUUAUUGAUCUGUAAAAUAUUUUCUCGACUGAUUAAAUAUUAAAUAUUUACUACUUAAUCCUAGACAGUUUCUGUAUAAAAGAUAAAUAGUAUAUUGAGUUUGCAGAAAUAGAUGGAAACUUUAUGGGCACCCUGUAUCACUCCGACCGAUAAAACGAGAAAGCUAUUGUUCGACAAAUAAUUUAGAAGAGUGAUAAAGAAGAAAAUUAAUCGCGCGUAUCCGCGAAAAAGAAGAAAAUUAUGCGACUCAAUCGAUCGCGAACGAGCAAUCUCAGCCCGCACAUAGUCACUCUAAAGUCUUAAGAUAUCGUUUCAACGUCUAUAUUUAUCGGUGCUAUCAAAAUGUGCUACCAUUGUUUUCGCAUCUGUGUAUGUCUCGAUUUUUCAAAUAAAAUGUUAAUUUUAUUAUAUAGGCCCACAGUGUAACUAUCCUCUCGCUGAAACACCGAGAAAUAUAUCGUCGAAAUAAAAUUUAUAAAAAAGUGUAAUAAUUAAAAUAUAUAUAAACUAAAAGAUCACUAUACAGGAUAUAAAGUUAUAUAGAUUAAAGAAUUAAAAAUUUCAGUAAGUUUUCUAAAAUAAUUUAAAAGUUAUUUCGAUUUAUAUUGGUAUUAUUAUCGAAAAUACAUUUGUUAUUUGGAUAGCGGGAAAAAAAUCUAAAAAAUAUUUAUGAAACCUUUUUGAUUUAUUUGGCUCUGUACAGAUUUGCUACAAAUUUAUUAUUGUUAAUAAUACCAUCGUAUAUUUGUAACGGUGUGGGUAAAUGAUGCUCACAUAUAUCUUUCCCGGAGACAGAUUCGAGCCGAGACCGUCCUUUCCUUCUUUAUCAUCUUUCUUUUUUUUUUUCUUCUCUCGGGCUAGAUCGAUCUGAUCAAUCCCGACGACCGUUUAUCGACUAUAUACCUCGAGCAUACUUCGUUUUAUAUAAGCUUUGGAAUACCCGUGGACACAUAGGUACAACAAGGCUUUACAAUAAUUUAUAGGAAAGCGCGGUUUUGAGACGAGUGAUGACAGCUACAUUUAUUUCGUUCAUAUAAAUGCACGAUAUCGAGAAGCUUACAUUUCAAAAGAGAACCCCGUCUUACACAUCCUCUCUCUUCUUUUUCUUCUUAGAAAAAACUUCCGAUAAAUACUGUGUCGUAAAUUGGCGAGAUAGCUAAGAAUAUUCUUUACGUCUAGUAUUCUUACGUCUAAUUUCAAUCUGCACUGCGCGUGUAUAACGGAUGCGCCAAUAUUUCCGUGAAACUAAUAAAUCUAUUUCGAAAGAAUAUAUACGCUGUGUGGAUACGAUCCACAAUUUAAAAAAAAAUACAAGUAAUAAAAGAGCUAUCUUUGUCAA